Molecule: messenger RNA, 2622 nt
Organism: Geosmithia morbida
Lineage: Eukaryota; Fungi; Ascomycota; Sordariomycetes; Hypocreales; Bionectriaceae
Product: chloride channel 3/4/5
Exons: 5
Coding region: 1-2622 (873 amino acids)
Biological process (GO): chloride transport; transmembrane transport
Cellular component (GO): membrane; early endosome; Golgi apparatus
Molecular function (GO): voltage-gated chloride channel activity
Source: RefSeq, a predicted model, not a curated record
AUGGACGACGGCGACGACGCCGUGCACGUCUCCGUGUCUCAGCCGCCAUCGCCCAUGGCCGGACGUCGUUCACGGCCCCAAUUCGGACGGAACCUGUCUGCCGAUCCUUCAGCCUCGUUCGGCCCCGAUGAGCGCUCCCCGCUACUCGGCACAUCGAGAUCACGAAUCCGCUUCCACAACCGCUCCAACUCUCCCCUUCUCACGCGAAAUCAGAGUUACACAGGCAGCUUCCGUCACCAUAGCCGCCAUGGCUCAUACGGCCACCGAUUCAUGCCCGCCCUCGGCGGCAGCAACGCAGGCAGCACCGUCGGCCGCGACCCCCUAGCAGAGUCCAAGCGCUCCAUCUUCCCGGACGACCGCGUCUGGUAUGAUCAGUUCACUAGCACUGACUGGGUCCACGAUGCCAUCGCCGACUCGUACCGCGUGAAGGCCCUGCGCAGCCGCAAGGGGCUCAUCGGCCGCGUGGGCGUCAUGCUCGACGGCGUGCAGGGUUGGAUCCUGUCUGCUCUGUCGGGCUUCAUCAUUGCCCUGGUCGCCUACGUCGUCAACGUCUCGGAGGCUACCGUGUUUGACUUCAAGUACGGGUACUGCCGUGGACGGUGGUACCUGCCGGAAAAGCAAUGCCCCGAAUGGAAGAGCUGGUCCAGCGUGUUCAACUACCGUCCAUUCGGUGACGAGGGGACCGAAUUCACCGUCUACCUCUUCUGCGUCGUCGGCCUCUCGCUUCUCUCGUGCUGGGUGACGCUGUGGACCAAGACCGUCGUCCCCUCAGCGUACCGUAUGACGACAUUCGACGAGGACCUGGGUGCGCAGGGUGCGCCGGCGCCGACCCUGGCCGAGGACAUGGGCACCGACGACGACUCGACUGCCCGCCCCGCCGCAGAGGCCGCCCACCAGAACCCCCCGAUGGUCUACUACUCGGCCGCGGGCAGCGGUGUCGCCGAGGUGCGCGUCAUCCUCAGCGGCUUCGUGCUGCACGGCUUCCUGGGUCUCAAGACGCUCCUGGUCAAGAUGCUCGCCCUGAUCCUCAGCGUCUCGUCGGGUCUGAGCAUCGGCAAGGAGGGGCCCUACGUGCACAUCGCGACGUGCGUAGGCAACAUCGCCUGCCGCCUCUUCUCCAAGUACGACCGCAACGACGGCAAGCGACGAGAGGUCCUCUCUGCCGCGGCCGCCGCGGGCGUCACCGUGGCCUUUGGUGCUCCGCUCGGCGGCGUGCUCUUCAGCCUGGAGGAGGUGUCGUAUUUCUUCCCGGCCAAGACACUCUUCCGCACCUUCUUCUGCUGCAUCAUCGCCGCCCUGUCGCUCAAGUUCCUCAACCCGUACGGCACGCACAAGACUGUCAUGUUCGAGGUGCGCUACCUCGUCGACUGGGAGUACUUUGAACUCGUCGGCUUCAUCUUCGCGGGAAUACUCGGCGGAGCUCUGGGUGCCCUGUUCAUCAAGGCUUCCAAGAUCUGGGCCGAGAGCUUCAGGCGCAUCAGGCUCAUCAAGAAGUACCCGAUGCUCGAGGUGUUCCUGGUGGCGCUCGUCACGGGCCUGCUGAGCUACUGGAAUGAGCUGGCCAAGCUGCCCGUCGCCAAGCUCCUCCUCAACCUCGCUUCGCCGUGCGAUAAUCCCAACCUUGACAAGGACGAGCUGGGUCUGUGUCCGAGCUCGGUUGAUGACAUACCGCCGAUCAUCGUCACUCUCAUGAUUGCAUUCUUGAUCAAGCUCGUCCUUACGACGAUAGCAUUUGGCAUCAAAGUUCCAGCUGGAAUCUACAUCCCCUCCAUGGUCAUUGGCGGUCUGAUGGGCCGCAUCAUCGGCCACCUGAUGCAGUGGCUCGUCUUGGCCACACCAGACUGGCCCAUAUGGGGCACGUGCGCCACCGACAUGGACGGGACGUGCAUCCAACCGGGCGUGUACGGGCUCAUUGCCGCGGGCGCCACAAUGUGCGGCGUCACCAGGCUCUCGGUCACGCUCGCCGUCAUCCUGUUCGAGAUCACGGGCAGCCUCGACUACGUCCUUCCCUUCUCCCUGACGGUCCUUGUGGCCAAGUGGACGGCCGACGCCAUCGAGCCCAACAGCAUCUACGACCUCCUGACCAACAUGAACUCGUACCCCUUCCUCGACAAGAAGCAGAAGCCCAUCUUCACGGGCGACCUGGCCGACAUCGUGCCCCGCACCCGCCGCGACAGGGUCAUCGACAUUACGCAGUCACCCGUCGUGGAGGCGGCCGACCUGCGCAGGAAGCUGGAGCUGCUGCACCGCGCGGGCGAGAUCGAUGGCGGACUGCCCAUCGUCCGAGAUGACGUUCUCGUGGGCCUGAUACCCGCUCCUGAUCUGCAGUUUGCCCUCGAUCAGAUUCAGGACGAGGACAUGGCCGUGUGUCUCAUGGAACGGCCUGCGGGGAGCAGUGUUGAUGAGGGCUCGGAUGAGGAGAGGGAUCCUACUGAUUUCACUCCUUAUAUUGACCCGGCCCCCGUCGCCCUGGACAUCAAGUCCCCCCUGGACCUGGUAUACGAGUGUUUUGCCAAGCUUGGACUGCGCUAUGUCUGCGUUCUCAAGGAUGGUAAAUAUGGCGGUAUAAUGCACAAGAAGUCGUUUGUCAAGUUUGUCAAGGAGCAGGAGGAGAAGGAGUGA